Messenger RNA from Dichomitus squalens LYAD-421 SS1, 1591 nucleotides. RefSeq lists its product as uncharacterized. The coding region runs from base 354 to 929 and encodes 191 amino acids. Lineage: Eukaryota; Fungi; Basidiomycota; Agaricomycetes; Polyporales; Polyporaceae. The record is from RefSeq and is a predicted model, not a curated record. The transcript is spliced from 3 exons.
GUCGCUGCGCUGACUGACUCGCUGAAUGGCCGCUAUAUCGAGCUCGCGCUGGGAACUUGGCGUCUGCAUGCAUGAGAGGCUUUCUCCCCUUGGCGGCCUUUGUGGGGCAGGGGGCUGUGGUCGCCUGGACUAAGCUCCGUACCAUUGCUGCUGCUUGACUCUCGCCGCCUUUGUCCGCUGUUUUGCAUGUCGUCGUCGCCCCAUCGCGCCUCUCUGCAACCACCCUCUGCUCGACGCUCUGAUACCCCAUAAUCGUCAUCACCAUCACCCUGGAGUUGUGCGGUAUGCCGCCUCCGAGCCAAUGCCUAAUUCGCCAUUUGACAUCCGUGAUUACGGUCGCGCAAUAGGUGCUUAUGGCUGCCAAAAUAUACUCUCCGGGCCAAGAUCUUCAGUCCAUCGCGUCGCUCUUUCCACAUGUGGACCAGGACGUGAUCGCGUCGAUCGUCGGCCACGAGUUCUCCGGCGCGGAGCUCUACAAGCUCGACUCGCGCCGCAUCCUCGAGUCCACAUGGCACCUCAUUGAAGUUAAUAUGGAUGAGAGCACGAUUUCCCUCCACUCCGCCCCCGCCGCCACCGAGACAUACCCAACGCUUGACUCCCUCCUGGUCCCCCUAAAUGCAUACUUCUCCGUCCUCUCCGUGCACGAGCUCUCGGGCGGCCAGUCUCCGAUGCUUCCCUACUACUUCUUCCGAUACAGCAGCCACUUGGUCAAGAUCGCGGCGCAGUAUGAAUGGUCGGCAGUGCUAUCGUACCACCUAGCGUCGUUCUCGCGACGAUGCAAGGAGAUGCGGAAAGGCGACUUCGCGGGCUGGGGGCGCGUAGACAUGGAUCUCAUGGAGGAGUUCCUCGUUCCCAAUCAGAAAAAGCGUUAUGGUACUGUGCAUGCGUUCUCCAGUGGCUACCAGUCUUGGGAGCUGAUAUACCCUUAACGAAGAUACGAGACGGAAGCAAAAGUAACGUGUAGACAGCAUACGAGUACGGACUGUGUACGACUAUAUCCGUUGGAAUUUAGGCCGAGUCGGGGUACACCGUACCAUGUCACCCACGGAUAUCACGACCUUGAUUGCGCCCUCCGAAGUAGUCCUUGCCAGGCGUAGGGCGAUGUACUCUCUGGCUCAGACUGACCAUCCUCCGUAGGCAAGUGCUGUCCGACUUCGUCCAAAUGUUUCGCUGCAUUCCGUAUUCUGUCAAUGCCUCGGCCAUCAUCUGGAAGCGGCGUCCAGCCCUCGCGCAUUUCCACCUCCUGCAUGAACCUCGCGACAUCGGCGAGCGACCUGCCAGUCUCUUUGACUGCUUCGGAGUAGAUUGUCCUCCGCCUCUCAUUCUCCGCCAACAGCCUGGCAAUGUUGUUGCUGGUCUCGUUCCGCCAUCGCUGCGCCUCCGCCUCCUGCAGUUCCACAGCGCGUUGCGUCUUGAAAAGCUGGCCGCGGACGUUCUUCGUCUCAACCGCCACGUUCCGCCCGAAGUCGUUCACCUUCCCGUGUAGGUCGCCUAGGUGUGUGUUGGCCUCCUCCAGCGACACCCUGACCGCCAGCAGCGCCGCCGCCUGCUCGGCGAGGGCCUCCGCGCUCGUGUCGAAGCGGCGCGUGUG